Molecule: messenger RNA, 546 nt
Organism: Penicillium chermesinum
Lineage: Eukaryota; Fungi; Ascomycota; Eurotiomycetes; Eurotiales; Aspergillaceae
Exons: 1
Coding region: 1-546 (181 amino acids)
Source: RefSeq, a predicted model, not a curated record
AUGAUCAGAACUCUGGGGGGUUACCAGCUGACUACGUUCUCUGAUAAAUCCGAAUACAUCGGCUUUUUGAAUCACUGGAACUUCGAUGAGACAUGGAAUAAAAUUCAUUUCGGGGGGCUCACCAGAGUAAUGACCGGCUGGCAAUUGGUGAAGGAUCUCCAUUUCCAGAAACAUGCUGAAUCCGCCACAUACCACCCUGUGUAUGGAUGGCAAGCCGGCCCACAAACCCCGAAACUGCGACUUUUGCUCUUAUUGGAUGGCGAAGCCAGUGACAUGGAUGAGUUUGAACUUGAUCUUCUCAGCCUUUCUUGGGUCCAUGUGACAAUCUUUCUUAUUGGUGUCGACGGAUGUCCUCACCAUCAUCGUCAUGCGAAUGAACUCCAGAGAAUCAGUGAGGUAAACCCUCAUGUCUCGUUUGUCGACGCCCAAGGAAAUAUGCCUGAGCGCUAUGUGACGCAUGAACUUCUGAAAAGGCAUCUCGGAUAUGAUAUAACAAUGUCUGAGUUUGAAGAAAUGGAGCAGCCGCCUCCAUAUGCAGAGCUGUAA